AUGGAGCAAUUUCUCGCAGGUCUUGAUGAUCUCUUAACCAAGUUGGCACAAGCUCAAGAUUCUGAAACUAUCAGAACUGCCACUUCUGCUCUCAAUACACAAUACUAUGCUUCUUCUGAUUGUGUACCUGCACUUAUCGAGAUUAUUGCUCGUUCACCCCAUUUCCAAGUACGCCAAUUAGCUGCGGUCGAGUUAAGAAAGCGUAUUUCUAAGUGGUGGUCUCAAAUCCAAGAAACUGUCAAGGUCAAUUUGCGUACUCAGCUCUUGACUAUUGCCUUGAACGAACAAAACGAUCAAGUACGUCAUGCUGUGGCUCGUGUGAUUUCUUCUGUUGCCAGUAUUGAUAUGCCUGAUGAAAAAUGGCCUACACUUCUCAACUUCUUGCAUGAAUCCUGUGCUAGUCCUACAGCUUCUCACCGAGAAAUCGGUAUUUAUUGCUUAUAUACUUUGUUUGAAGUGAUUGCCGAUUUCUUCAUGAACAAUACGGUCUCAUUGUUUGAGUUGUUUAACAAGCUGAUUGUGGAUCCCGAAAGUAAAUCAGUCAGGAUUACGACUGUCUUGGUUCUUGGUAAACUCUCUGAAUUUGUAGAUAGUGAAGACAAGUCUACGAUUAAAAUGUUCAGAGCCAUGAUUCCUCAUAUGGUCAGUGUCUUGGAACAAUGCGUAAAGGAUGGUGAUGAAGAGAAUGCUGCUCAAAUCUUUGAAGUUUUCGAUACUUUGUUGAUGUUGGAUGCACCUCUGUUGAACGAGCAUUUGGCUCAAUUGAUUGAUUUCUUCUUAACCAUUGGUGGCAAUGCUGAACUAGACGACACAUUGCGUGUAUUUGCUCUUUCAUUCUUAAUGUGGGCUGCUGUCUAUAAACAAAACAAGAUCAGACAUCUAAAGUUGAUUGGCCCCAUGGUGGAGCGUUUGAUGCCUAUUGGUACAGAAGAAGAUCCUGAAGAUGCCGAUGAAGACUCUGCUUCUCGACUUGCUUAUAAGGUCUUGAAUGCCUUGGCCACCAAUAUCCCACCUCAGCAAGUAUUCCCUAUUGUGAUGCCCUUUGUACUCAACUAUAUUCAGCAUCCUCAAGCCAAUUAUCGUAAGGCAUCCAUGAUGGCCUUUGCUGUCACUGUUGAGGGUUGUACAGACAUUAUUGCCAACAAGUUAAAUGAGUUGUUGCCCUUGGUCUGUACUGGUCUUCAGGAUCCUGAGAUUGUGGUACGUCGUGCUGCUUGUAUGGCGCUUGGUUGUCUUGCUGAAGAAAUGCCUUCUGAUAUUUCUGAGCACCAUCAGGUGCUCUUGCCUCUCGUCUUUAACUUGAUGAACGACAACAAUUCUAAAGUCACUAAACAUGCCUGUAAUGCCUUAGAUGCCAUCCUCGAAGGUCUCGGUGCUGACAUUAUUCAAUACUUGCAAAUGUUGAUGGAAAAACUCUUGUUCUUGUUGGACCAUGCUCAUGAAACAGAGACAAAAGCCACUGUGAUUGCUGCUAUUGGCAGUGCUGCUCAUGCUGCUAGAGAUGCUUUCCAACCUUAUUUUGGCGAAGUCUUGCCUCGUAUCGUUCAAUUCAUGUCACUCAAGGAAUCUACUGAUGACCAAUUGUUGCGCGGUGUGGCUACAGACACGGCUGGCUCCAUGGCCGAAGCCGUAGGUGCUGAUGUCUUUAGACCUUAUGUGCAAAACCUGAUGAGCUUGGCUGUCGAACAACUCUACCUGGACUCUCCUCGUUUGCGUGAAUGCUCUUAUGCUCUGUUUUCUAACUUUGCUCGUGUGUUUGGUGAAGAAUUCGCACCUUAUUUGCCUACCAUUGUACCUGAGAUCUUGAACUCUUGCAAGGCAGAAGAAAAGAACGAAAAUGUGUUAGACGAAGAAGUGGAUUUGACCACAGGUGGCAUGGACGAUGAUUUGGAAGAAGACUUUGAAAACUUCAACUUCAACUCGGCCAUUGCUGACGAAAAGGAGUUUGCUGUGGAUGCCUUGGGUGAAUUGUUUGCCAACACCAAGUCUCAUUUCUUGCCGUAUGUCGAAGCUGCUCUUUUAGAACUUCAGAAACUCACCAGCCAUUUGUACGAUGGUGUGCGUAAAUCAGCAACUCAAAGCUUGUUUAUUUUCCUCAAGACAUUCUAUACCAUGUCUAAUCCUGGUCCCUGGACUGUGGGUAUCCCUGCUACUUAUGCCGUCCAUGAAAAUGUUCAGCGUUUAAUCAAUACAGUGAUCCCAAUGACCUUAGAGCUAUGGAAAGAAGAAGAUGACCGUUCUACUGUUACACAAACCUGUCAAGAAUUUGUCAGUGCACUUCGCUUAAUGGGUCCUGUCUUGAUUUCAGAUGUACUUGAAGACAUAGCACAGAACUUGCUGGAAAUCUUCCAAAAGAAGUCUGUUUGUCAAAUGGCCUUUGAUGAUGGCGACUAUGAAGAAGAAGAAGACGAGAUUGAGUCUGAAUCUCUCUUGAUUACUUCUGCUGGUGAUUUAGUGGCUGCUUUAUGUGAAGUAGUAGGUCCUAGUUUCCACAAAUACUUUGAAGUCUAUUUGCCCUUGAUCAUCAAAUACUACAAACCUACCAAGACACAAGCUGAACGUUCCAUGGCCAUUGGUUGUUUAGGUGAAUGCAUUGUAGGCAUCAAGGAAGCCAUCACACCUCAUACAGAGCGCUUAACCCAAGUGUUUGUGAAAGCAUGCUCUGAUGAAGAUGAACUGGUCCGUAGUAAUGCUGCUUUUGCCUUGGGUUGUUUGACCAUGUAUACACAAAUGGACUUGAGUCCUCAUUAUCCUGUCCUUUUGACUGCCUUGUCUCCCUUAUUUAGUAACCAAACCUUUCCCAACACAGUAGACAAUGCAGCUGGUGCUGUGGCUCGAUUGAUUUUAGCCCAUCCUGAUGCUGUUCCCUUAGAUCAAGUUUUGCCUACAUUUACCAAUGCUUUACCCUUAAAGGCUGAUUUUGAAGAAAAUCAACCCGUGUUUGAUUGUCUCUUCCAACUCUUCCAGGCUCAUAACUCCUUUGUCUUUAGCCAUUUAUCUCAAUUCCUUCAUAUCUUUACACAAGUGCUUUCUGAUCAAGAGCAGCUUAAAGAAGCCACUCGCGCUCAUUUGAUUGAACUGAUUCGACACUUGAAUUCUCAAUCCCCUGAACUCAACAUUGGCUCAAGUGAACUUGCACGCUUUUUAUAA
Gilbertella persicaria is the source of this 3150-nucleotide messenger RNA. RefSeq names its product armadillo-type protein. The coding region runs from base 1 to 3150 and encodes 1049 amino acids. Gene Ontology annotation, cellular component: nucleus; cytoplasm. The transcript is spliced from 5 exons. The record is from RefSeq and is a predicted model, not a curated record. NCBI's taxonomy places the organism in Eukaryota, Fungi, Mucoromycota, Mucoromycetes, Mucorales, Choanephoraceae. Gene Ontology annotation, molecular function: nuclear import signal receptor activity; small GTPase binding. Gene Ontology annotation, biological process: protein import into nucleus.